AUGGCCGAGAAGGAGAAGAAAUCAGGCGGCUUGAUGGGCAAAUUCCUUCGCAAGGACAAAGACCGCCCUGUCAGCAACGUAGACUCGACUUACGGCUCCGAAGGCUCGCGAAGCUCCUAUAACAGUGCUGCAGAUAGUGACCAGCCGCAGCAACAUCUGGCUCCGAACCAAGUCAUUAACGAUCAAGGCCAAGUCGUAACUACAACGACCACUACUACUACAACCACGACCUCGACAGGCUCGAGCAGUACUGCAAACUCUUCCACCAACGGACCGCAUAACAGCUCCCUAGUGAACAAGCUGGAUCCACGGGUGAAUGAUAAUGCCAGCGGGACUUCAAGCAACGACGAGAUGUCGAGCUCUGGGGCUCCCACAAUACCAAAUCGCUCAAAUAUGCGGGACAGAAGUCCACAGCCACUUCAGACCGGUCGAUCAUCCAACGCCGGUCCUACGCCUUCCUCAACGCAGGAUCCAUACCUCAAUUCAUCCUCGCCAAAUUCGAGGCAGAACUUCUCAUACCCCGAUCGGCGGCAGACCGGAGCCGCCGGUGGUGGUGGACAAGGGACACUGCAGGGCCUUAAGACUGCUGCCGUGGGAAUACAUGGCGCGGGCGAAACCCUUCGGGGCACUUUCAACAGCGCAGUCGAUAAGCGCUUCCACGAUCCUGAAGCUGUGGCGCGAAAUCAAGCAAUUGCAGACUCUGGGCGUCAAGAGAUUGAGAGUGGGAAGCUGAGCCAGGCGAGUCGGGCACAAGGCGGUAUCGGUUCGGCGCCGGUGAAAGGCAUUCUAAGAAAGCGAGAAGGGGACGGGAACCUAAGACCAGUCAAUGAGUAG
Messenger RNA from Bacidia gigantensis, 834 nucleotides. RefSeq lists its product as uncharacterized. Bases 1 to 834 code for a protein of 277 amino acids. NCBI's taxonomy places the organism in Eukaryota, Fungi, Ascomycota, Lecanoromycetes, Lecanorales, Ramalinaceae. The transcript is spliced from 2 exons. The record is from RefSeq and is a predicted model, not a curated record.